GUGUCACGGGGCGGCGGGGGGCGGGCUGGAGAGGCGGGGCAGCCUGCGGGGCCUGUGGGGCGCGGGCCUGGCGGCGGCAGGGCGGUGCUGUGAGGGGAGGCGCCUGUCACCCCGAGGCUCGCAGGGUCACCGCCUUCAGCAGGGCCUCGGGGGCGUAACAGGCGCCCUGCAUCACCCUGCCGUGUGCCGGUCACGCCGCGCCAGGCCUGGGGGGGCGCGGGGCCACCACGCAGGACGUCACCGCCCCGCCAUGCCGUGCUUCGCCGCCCUCCCUGACGCUGCAGAGCUUUCUAAAGUAACCUCCGUGACAUGCCUCGCUACCAAACAGACGAGCCCACGGCUAACUAAGUAGGUGUAACAGUAUGGGAAGUCUUCAAUCUGACAUUGGGGAGUUGGCUCACCACUUGAAGCAGGAGAAGCUCUUCUUGGAGGCAGAGAAACAACAGAUACAACAGCUCAAUGAAAAAGUAAGGAAGACCAUUGAGCGGGCUUACCAUGCCUCCUGGGUGCGAGGGGAGCAACAGAGGAACUACCAUGACUUGGUGCUGCAGCCACACUCCUCCCCGCCUGCUUGCUGCCAGCGGGCCAACCUGCUCAACCAACUCAAGUUUGUUGAUGGAUACAAGGUUCUGGGAUUCAAUGAAUCCCUGUAUGGGGACCUGCUGGCAGGCCUCCGGGAAAACCCUCGGCUGUUGGCAAGAUGUCUGGUGCUGGGGGAGAAGCAGAGUCAGGAGGCAAUGCAGAUGGCAGCUAGGACAGUGUUUGCCUCCAUCUACGCUAACUGUCUCCUGCCUGACGAUGAGACAUACACCCUUAACCUUCUGAAGCACCUGAUGGAGCUGCAGCUGGCCACCUCAGAGACUCCGCGGCGCCUCCUGCGUCACGGCUCCUGUGCCUUCAGUCAGAUCUACCAGGCCUAUGUGGACUCCCUGCCCCAGGCCAAGGUGUUUCUGACGGCCGCCCUCCACCAACCCAUCAUGCAACUUCUCAUGGAGGAUGAACUCUUCCUUGAUGUAGACCCUUCUAAAGCUGCUGGUCGCUUCUUGCCUGAGGAGCGCACCCGCAGGUUUGGGAAAGAAGGAACGCCAGAGUACGAUGCUGCCUUGGCCAAGUACCGAGCAUGGACCAUCACCAAGCUGGUCAAAAUCACUGAGAGAUUCAUAGAAAGCAUCAAGGAGGCGAUGAACUGCUUCCCACCACAACUGUCGUGGCUUGUCCGAGUCCUCUAUGAGGUUCUCCUCACAGCGAAGAGGACUGACACGAGGGAGGUCAGCGCCAUCUGUGUUGACUUGGUGUUUGCCUUCUUUCUGUGCCCUGCCAUGGUCACCCCAGAGCCGUAUGGGAUCUGUGAUGCUCCCAUAUCACACAUCUCCAGUUUUAAUCUAAUGCAGAUUGCUCAAAUUUUGCAAGUGUUGGCCAUGAGCCGGUGGGAACCUCACGACACAAGGCUGUCUGACCUGUACUCCCACUUUGACAAGGAGAUGACGGCCAGUGUUGUUGACAGCAUCUUGGAGGGUGGGGGAACAGAGGUCCCGCCACCAGCCUCCUGCCUCAACAGCCCCCUCAGCACCCUCAUCCGCUCCUCUUGCCUCAUCCCUGAGCCCCACCUGCAGUCCUUUGUUACCUUCCUGCAAACGGUGAUGGGUGAGCUGCCAGAUGACGAUCUGAUGCGCAAGGACCUGGAGACUGUGGUUGGCCGUCUCAAGACUUCCCACCUAUCCCCAGUCCCCUCCAGUAGCUCAGCCAUCUCCACUCCUAACACCACUAAGAAGAACCUGCUGGGGCGUGUCAAGUCCAACAGGAUCAAGGCCAACAAGAGCCAAAGUGAGGGCAGUGGCGACUCAGAUUCCCUAGGGUCACUACAGGACUCCACAGGGGGAAGCUCCACCCAGCUGCCAGGCCAAGGAAGUCUAGAGGAUGGGGAAUCAACGCAACCACCACUGGACUAUGACACAGUUCUGGUCAUCUCCCUCAACACAUUCAGCCCCCCAGAGUGCCCAGGACUCAUGGCUGAGGAGAAGGUCCUUUCUACAGUCCAGGCCUCCAAGACCACAUCCCGUGUGAGAAUGAACGUGGAGGAUGAGGGGGACGGGGGCGGGGGAGAGGCCACCAUAGAGAAACGAACAAGGUUUUCUCUUUCCCAUGAUGAAGGAUCCAUUGGCAACACAUCAGACAACCUGGAGGCCAUCAGUGAGGCAGCCAGCAACCACAGUGUGGCCUCCAGCCUUGAUGAUGUGGAACAGGAGGACCAGCCAGACAACCUCUCAGACAUGGUGUCAGCCAAUGUGUCGGGCCGAGGCACCCCCAAUGUGUCGGGGCGGGACACACCUUCUUCCCAGGUGACGGAAGGGGAAGAGGCAGGCCUCAGGAGUGGAGAGGAGAAUCAGCCACCCCGACCAAAUGUUCCUGUUACAGUCCCCAAGUCAGCCAGGGCUGAUAUUGAAGAAAAGUUUGGUCGGUUUGAGAUUAAGCCCAUGAUUGGUGGAGAUGAGACCAUCUCUCUGGUCUCAGACACUUGGAGCACAGACGUGUUGGCCAGUGACUCCGAGACCAUCGAGGCAGCUGACCGGGCUGAUCGGGGAGACCAGUUCCAUGAUCAACUUCUGAACCGGCACCUGGCUGAGCUGGACCGAAUGCAAGGAGACUACCUUGGAAGGGAUUCUGGCGGGGAGACCUUUGAGACGGCCUCUGAAGCCUGGAGCACUGAUGUUCUUGCCUCAGACUCAGAAAGGAUGACUGAGUUUGACACUGAUGAUGCCCAAAGUGUGGCACGCUCAGAUGACACAGGACGGUCUGAAGUAGAGGUUGAGUUGGGAGGAGGAGAUAUGCUGCGGCCUGAGCCUCUGCCUCAGGAGGACAACAUUACUCCCCGGGCCCAGGGAUCUCGCUCCCCUGUAGAUGGGGCAGUUGGAGGUGGCAGUGGCAGUGGAGGAAUACUGAAGCCCGUGCCAGUCCUUCCACCGCCACCACAACUGGCUGAGACGAGCGGGGUCAUGCCCAGUGGCAUACUGAAGCCCAUCCCAAUACUGAACAGGGCAGGCCGGCCAGCCACACCCCCAAGGGUGGAGUUCCAACCCAUCCAUCCAGCAGUGGAGGAAAGAGUUCUCAUAGACAGUCGGGAGGGUGAGGGCACAUCCCAGGCUGAUCAGGAGGUUGCUUCAGCCACCCAGUCCCUGGGUCGCCUCAGCCUCAAUCUGUCCACUCUGCCCAACAAUGGCAUUGUGUCUGGUGACCAACACCUACUUCUCAAUACUUUCAUUGGAGAAGGAGGGAGGGGAGGAUCCUGUGGCCCAUUAAUGGAUUUGGGUGGUGGUGGUGGUGGUGGUGGUACUGGUGGUGGGGGUGGGGGUGGUGGGGCAGCAGAAGGUGGUCACAUUGCAGUUCACCAUAAGCUGGCUGCUUCAAGUGACCGAGGUUCUGGUGAGGACAGCAGCCUGCACCUCAGCACCACCAGCCUGGCCUCCUCCAGCAGUUCUGGCUCAGAUGGGGUUGGUGGCUCAGGAAAGUUGCGGUCUACAUCAGGCAUUGGCCCCAGCCCUGCACCUGAGCCUGUGGAUGUGUCUGAGUCCACUGCACCAGCUGGCAGUAUGGCAGCUACUGGAGCCAUCCCAAAGAGCAUCAGCUUUGACAAGACAGCCGAGCGAGGAGAUCGAGACCUGUUAGAUGGUGAUGCCAAGCAUAAGCGUGGAUUUUUCAAGAACUUCAAGCUUCCAGGGUUCAAGGGUCGCCGCAAGCCUGGGACCCGAACUGGUGAUGAGUCAAAUUACAUCCGGGCUGGUUUGGGUGGCCAGGAUGCCAGCAUCCGUCGCUCAUUGCCAGAGGAGACCAGACCUCCCACCAUUGAGGAGACAAGUGAUGACAUUCUGGCCAAGUACCGCAACAAGAAGCCAAGUUUGGAUGCCUCAGAGACAGACGCUGGCAUGAUGACCAACCAGCACGGCCUUCCUGCCAAUGAGAUGCCCAAGACAGAGGAGGACGAGAGGCUGUACAUUGAUCCAGCCAACAUAGAGGUGAGCUAUGCCUUCAUGGAUGCCAAGAGAAAGCUGCGUCUUGUCCUGAGCAUCGCCGACUUCUCCAUUUCUCCCCAUGUGCCUGAGUUUGGUGUGCCAGGCAGUUCAGAUAGCAGCAUGGACAGUGAUGUGCUGACUUGGCUGAGGUGUCAGCUGGCGGAGGCGACCAACCUUCAUGACCGCUCCCUGGUGGCCCAGCUACAUGAGACUCUUCGCUGUGUCCAGCUGUUUGAUGCACAGGGCAGAGAACAGCUGGUAAGGAGUCUGAUUGAUGACUACCGCACCCGAUCACCCUACGUGGCCUACUUGGUGCGGAGCCGACAGGGUCUUCUCACCACCAUAGCACACCUUGAGAAGCUGCUGUCAAGGAUCAAGGCUGACUCUCUGGUGGUGAUGUCCUCCAUCGUGGGUGUUUGCGUGCGCAUGUUUCUGGAACGGCGGGAGCAGUGCCUCAGCCGCUUCACCCACGACUUUAUGUUACUUACUGUGCCAGAUGAGAAGGUGCAGCUGGUGGAGAACUUCCUCAUGCAGCUGUAUUCGGAGCUGGAGCGUGACCCCAUGUGGAUCAGCAGCACCAGGGACCAGCUGGACGCGGCCCAGUUGGUGCUGGAGCGUGUUGUCAUGUCACACAUCUACAUUCAUGCUCUCUAUCCCAAUGGUGAUGGGGAUGUAUCCAGAGACCAGGUGUUGCAUGAACACAUGAAGAAACUGGCAGCUGUUAUCACCCCAACCCACAAGGAUCUAAGAAUACCCAAGCUGUACCAGUAUGAGUGUCCAUGGCCCAGCGCACAGGCGGAGAUUGUGAGCAUCAGUGCCUACAAGACCCCUGGAGACAAGCUGCAGUGUGUGGUGCGCGCCUCGCAGACCAUCAUGAAUCUGCUCUCUCUCGCCCAUGACCAGUCGGUGCCCGCUGCUGAUGACUUCAUGCCAGUUCUUGUCUAUGUUCUCAUAAAGGCAAACCCUCCAGCCCUGCUCUCCACAGUGCAGUACGUCAACUUGUUCUUUGAGAAGCGGCUUAAGGGGGAGGACCAGUACUGGUGGACACAGUUCUGUGCUGGGAUUGAGUUCAUCAAGACAAUGGACUAUCACCUCUGACAUGGUGAGGACACAUCACAGAUUGGACAUUGUUUGUGCCAUUGCUAGCAAGGUGAGAACCAUGGCUGUAACCAUUGUUAAAACAUGUGAUCUUUCCCCUCGGAUGUACAAGUUAUUUUUCCAAAACUGGGUGAUGUGGAAGACAGCACAAAAAUUUAAGGUUGUUGUGAGACUAAAGUUAGAGAUGGUUUAUAUUGAAUGGUCUCUCAUUCAUGAAGGAAUGAGGCUGAUAUUGUUUCUAAAAAGUCAAGUUUCUCGUACAGUAACUGUGAUGCCAGAUAGCAAAAAGUGCUCAACUCUUUUUGACGUAAGUUGGGAAUUAUUAAAUUGAUUCAUUAAUGCAUUUCUGCAAAUGGAAAACUGGUUAGGUUAGAUGAUGUAUGGUUUUGAUAUUUAAAACAUAUGCAAAAUAUACAUAGUGUCGUAUUUCCCAAGCAUAAUAACGUAUGCUUCAGGUGAACAUGGUAUUUUAGAAUACAGCUCCUCCCCUACUGUUAAGUAAGCCCUUGAGUACCUCUCCCACAAAAGCCAAACAGGAAAAUUUACAUUCCAUCUUAUCUGUUAUUUUUGGUACUUCUAGGUAGUACAAUAAAUUUUUAGGACUUUUUCCAUUGAAAUCAUUUGGCUGGUGAGGAAUAGACUCACAGGUGAAGUAUUGAGCCAUUUCAGUCAAUUGUGCGUAGGUUUCUAAUUAAAUAAGUGAUACGACUACUGUCUAAAAGUAUUUUUAGUAGCUGCUAUUUAAAAUGUGCAAAGUCUAUGAUUUGCUUGCAUAAAAGAAAAAAAUUGGCCCUUAGAUAUAUCUAUAUAAUUUGUGAUUUCUUGGACUCAACUUACAAUAAUAUUUAUCUAUUUAUUUAUGUAUUUAUUUUUCAUUUGUGGAAGAUACAAAGCCUAUCUUAGAGGACCAAACAACUCUUGUGUGGCUACUUGCUUGAUGUGAUACUCAUACCUUAUAUUUUUGUAGUGUGCAUCACCAAAGAGAAAUAUGAACACCCUUAAAAGUUUCCUGGUCAGGGCAUUUACAAGAGGAGGCUAAAAGACCUUGUGUGCUUGUAGCUUGCAAGAUGUUCAGUUUAUUCACCUUGUUGGAGGAUGCUUUGCUUACUCUCUGUGCUUUGGUUAUGAGCUCAUUUCAUACUAUCUUCAUAUAUAGUUAACCCUCUUGCAGUAGUUUGGACUAACUUCCAUGUAAUCCUUUUUUGCUCUCAACUGUUGAUGCUUUGGUUUGUCACCACACAAGCAGCAGUAAGAAAUUUUCUCUCAGCCAUCACCUUCAACUAGAAGUGAUGUAAUUAUCUCAGCAACAAAGUAUUUUGAAUUAGAUUUUUUUAGUGUGUAAGCACAGACAGGAUUCUAAGUGCUUAAAUGUUUUAAUAUUAAUGGUGCAAUAAAUAACAAGUGAUAGAAUGAUCACAUCUUGCAAGAAACAAAAGGCAUAUCAUUGGUUUCUGUGUGUGUUAGUGUGGCUGGCAACAUAGAGCAAGGAGGGGGAAAAGAUUUAUCUUUGCCCCUUCUGCAGUAGUGCUUCCAUUGGUCUUGAUUGGUGGCUUGCUGGUCCGCUGCCUACACCUAUGCUUUUGUUUCAAGACACUGUCCCUGAACGUGGCUGUGUGGAUCGCUUACACUUGGCAGGCUCUGAGAACAUGCCGUGUGUAAGGAAGUCUGUCCUAAUUUGGAAGUGCCUCAGAGGUCUUGUAUGUUUGAUGAAGAUGUAUUGGAAUAGUUAUCAUUCAUAUCAUUGCAUUUACAUAUUUAUUUAUAAUUUAUCAUGUAGCAUUAUAUUGAUUUGGCACAUUAGUGUGUGUAAGUCUUAGUAGGUCUUAGUACACAUAUGCAUGUUAGAUGUAUAAAAUCUGCUAAAUGUGAUCUGCUUUCUACAAAUAGUCAUGCUAUAUUUUGGAGGCUUUGGUUUGUAGGUCUGCACCCACUGUAAGCACAGGUGAUGGCUGGCAUGUAGUGACAUAGGCCCAUCCUUUGAGGCACCAGGUAACCAGCACUGCUGAGGGAUGGUAGCCGUCAUAAUUUUCCAACACUGACAGUCAAUAGGAACAGUUUAGAGCCUAAGAGAUUGAUUUUCAGGGAUAACUUUUGCUUUUUGAAAUUGGGAACAAGAUGCUGAAAUGCAUGAAACCCUUAAAGGUUAGUGCAGAAAUAUAUAACCUUGGUGCCAUUUCACAGAGAAAAAAUAUAGCCCCCCACAGUAUGUUUUGAAAUUGUAAAGAUGUUAUUUUAUUUAUGGAAAUAGUUGAAUAUGAUUGUUUUCUAAUGAGUAAGCUAUAUAGCUAAAGUUAUAAUGGAAUUUUGUAUUCCAUAGAGUAUACAGGUCCUGCUGUGUCUAAAAGCGUAACAAAAUGUUCGUAAGAAAGGAGCGCCUGUAAUAUGGAAAGUGAUGGAUUCCAUCAUUAGCCUAGUUUAUUUCCACACUUCAAAGUGUUGUAUUGAAAGGUAUGGCUAAGGAUACUAUUUAGGCUUUUUAAUGUAUAAGUACAUAAAGGGUCAAGUUGUAUAGUGAAUUACUAGUUAUGAUAAAGCAUGUGGAUGAUAUGGUCUUCCGAGUUGAAAUCCCUUGAUGAUGACUACUGAGCAGCUAAGGUACUGCUGUCAUUUCCAGAAGAAUUGGGUUGUACCUGAAAGCAAUGAUUACAGUGUUGUUGUUUUUAGUGGCUUGCACUUGCCUUAAGGAAUGUAUAUAUUUGGAAAGGAACUUUGAAAAGUCCAACUAGAAAACACUUCUCUGCUUCCUGUGACACCAGUGUUACACAGGAGGUGCACCUUCAUAGUAUCCUGUGUGCUGAUGUCUUGCAGAGGUUCACAGCUGCUCUUCUGUUCCAGUAUAUAUUUGAAGUAGAUAUUUGUGUCUCUGUGCUUUUUGCGUGUGUCCAAAACACUUGAAGGUUCACCUGCCUACACUGCCUCUUUUCUCUGGACUCCAGCACCCCCUGGAUGUAUACAUAUGCAUUGUGUUUUGUGAUGACUUCAUGACUUUGUCUUUAUGUUUUGCUGCAAUUGGGUAGAAGAGGUAUUCAGUAUACACAGACCAUGUAAAUUUUGCUUGCUUGUAAAAACAUGUCCAGCCUGUAUCCCUUGCUAUGAGUUGUACAUUCAGUGUCUUGCAGUUCCAAAGAUUUGAAAUGUUGUUGUCAUAUGUUAUAUUUAUUUUUAACUAUUAUGUAUGAUCUUGCAUGUAAAUGUUAUAUAUAAAUUCUUGACAGUUUUGAUGCCUUUAAGAACUAUUGCAUAUGCAUAUGGUCUUGGUAAACAGCAUGGCAGAAUGUUGAUUAUUAUAACAUGGGGUUUGUGGCAUGCACCCACACACACACACACACACUCACACACACACACACACACACACACACACACACACACACACACACACACACACACACACACACACAAAGCCUCAGCAGCACCCCAUAAUUAUCCUGAUACAGACAUUUAUUUAGCAGUAUGUACAUAUUAAAGCUCCCCAUUUGAGCACUCACCAUCCCCACCCUUCCACCCACCCAUCCCCAGACUACCUCAGUGAUCUGUCUUGACUGGACCUUCUAUACAGUUUCUGGUAUAAAGGGUCUAUUGCAUGACAUGUAGUUGUAGCUCUCACUUCAGGAAACUUUAUUGUGAUGCAAGAACCUUGUCCAUUGUUAACUUAAUUAGUGUCCCACACCCUAGUCUUGAUUUUAUUGUGGUUUAAUUCUAGCACCUCUUCCUGUCAUCAUUUUUUUAUUACUCUCCACUUUUUAGCUAAUCUUCAUUGUGUGAUAGGUUGUUUUUGUCUGCCUGAUAUUCGAAACAUGCAUUUUACAAUUGCAUCCCUACGUAUCAUUCACUGACCUAUAAUAAACUUUAAUUCUGCAAUACCUAUGGAGUGUGAACAGGCAUCCCAUCAAGAUAAAGUAACAAAUAAGAUUGGCUCAUAUUGACAGAAUCAGAGCCUUUUGUCAACUAAGUUGGUACUAAAAGGGUUUUUUGGUCACAGUUAUCCCCUGUAGCAAAUGUUUCUCUUUAAUCCUUGACCAUGUACUUUUCACUGAAAAUCUCCCAUUUUGUGUGUCCUCAGUGUUAGUGGCUGUGGUAGUGGUCUGAUGGCCUGAGGAGGGAGAUGUUAUAAAGAUAACACAAACAGCUUCUGCCUCCCCAGGUGAGGCCAGCAGCUGGGGACAGAGGCUGUGCUCACAAAGAAGGGUUAAUUUAUUUCAUGACUUGGUCACUGCUGACACCCCAGUACAUGUCUCAUGUGUACAUAGUGAAGUAUUUCUCUAUUGAUGUAACCCAUUGUCAUGUAUUUUCAUUAUCUCAUAUUAGAAACAAAUUUUCACAGUAACAAAUUCAAAGUGGCUUAUUUAGCUGUGCUAGGGCAGGGAGUUUUUAUGUCAUGAAUAAGUAUGUAUUCCUAUCAUUCAGCUGUUCUUCAUCGUCAAAACCAAAGGUUAAACAAGUAUAUGUUUACAUUACCGUAAAGUGAAAGAUCUCUUCCAUGGCUUUAUAGGUUGUCACUUAAAAAGGUAUGUCAUGAUUAUGCAAAUAUUUUUGUAUCUCGAUUCUUAUUAUCUGAUACACUUCCCCAGCCCUCUCUCCCUCCCUCAUUUGUUCCCUCCACUUUACCUUGGUAGCAUCACCAUGGCACCCGCCCACACCCACAUGCGACAGACAGACAGAGAUGAACAGGAGCAGACACAGACAGGCAGACAGAGAUAAAGAUACAGACAGGCAGACGCAGAUGAACAGAUAGACAGACAAACAGAACACACACACACACACACACACACACACACACCAGGGGCGUUUCUAGGGUUCAAAAAUAUUCGGGGCUAAGAGAAAAACAUCAGGGGCUGAAGUUUGCAGUGAGCGAAAAAAAAAAUGUGGGGGGGGGACCUGUUUGCAUUCACCACCAAGACAAACACAUACAGCUACACUCCCAGAUUGCACAGUAAACUACAAACUGCUCAAACUACUGGUAUAUGGCUUCAAAAUGUAGUCUUUAGUAUGAACUACAUCAAUAACAUCAGCUCCGUUCUACCAGCGGACAUACAGUACAAUACCUGUGGAGAACAUUUAUUUAUUAUUUUUUGGAGGGAUGGGGGCACGGGGCCCGGGGUGAAAAAAGGUUCAGGGCUAGAGUCAAAACAUUCGGGGCUUAAGCCCCAGAAGCCCAAGGCUAACGACGCCAGUGACACACACACACACACACACACACACACACACAUAUGGAAACAGAUAUGGAUAUGGAGACAGGACCACAUGAGUGUAAGCCCACGCCCUGUAAAACUACAACUAGGUAAAUACACACACACACACACACACACACACACACACACACACACAGUUUUGUUCAGUCUGAGUGUGGUGCAUCUUUUUCCUUGACCUGUUUCGUCUGGUAACAGUAGCAGACUUCAUCUCCUCUUUCCUCUGUUGUUAUAUUGGUCUCUAGUCAGUGAUGCUGAUUGGAGGAAGAACAAAAUAAAUAAAAAAUGCUCAUGAUGACUAUUAUACAGUAUAUGUCAAACUAUAGACAAACAAUCCAUUUAUUUCUAUAUAAUAUAUAUUUUUAUUUUGUACAUUUUUACCACCGAAAGUAUAUUUUAAUCAGAAGGAAUGUCCAGGUUUUCUCUGAUGUUGCCUGCAUUGUGUCUCUCUGGGUCAUCAAGCCACCGUGAACAAUAGUACACAAGUAUAUAUAUUAGCUAACAAAGAGGCCUGAUUAACUGUUUAGUUGUAGGAAGCUUGUAGUUGUGUGCAGUGACCCUGUGCUGCUGGUUGUGCUGAGGAGGUGAAGACUCUCCUCGUUCCCUCGUACAUGGAUGAAACUGGAAGGGAAGAAACAAUCCGAAUCCUACAGCAGUUUUGCCUUGUGUUUCUCUGCACCUCGUAGCACAGAGCAUACUCUUCUGUGUCUUAGCUUUGAUCACCAAGGGGCCACGACAUGCUAACAGUCACCUCCCAGUAAGCUAGAGGCAGUCGUCCACCUGUCCUGUCUGCAGCAAAUAGUCGUCGUCUACCACGAGGUCACCAAAAUGCAAACUGGCCACAUGUUAUGCAGAAACCAAAUACGUACACAUAUUGACUUUCCCCUCGUCCGAGAAUGGCUAUGUUAGGAUGGCUGUAUAAGACAUGCCGUGUGGUCUGCCUGGUGGUUGUAUACGUAGGCGUGUGAGUGGCCGACUACUUGGUGGCGGCGAGACAGGUGUGUGUGCCAGUGUAUAGGUCGUAUAUGAUUGAUUCACUAUACACAACAAUCUGUGAUUUACCAUUGUGGUUCCUCAAAAUUUUUUUGUGUGGAAUACUAGCUGUAAUAUUAGUAAUAACAUUAAUCAUAAUAAGUUAAAAAAUAGUAAUAAUAAAAUAAUAUUAGUGUAUAUAGCGCAAGAAAUACACAACUGUGAUGCUGUUUCCUUGCUGAUUUUCUAUUAUUUAUUUAGGAGUCGAGUUGGGCCAGUAAUUAAUGUAACAAAAGAUCUGACAGGGUAGAAUGGGGUGUAUGUAUCUCAUGUUCAAGGCCCAGGUUAUGUUCUUGACUCAAAUUCUGUUCUGCUAUUCACCAUUGAGUCCUGCAUGGGGGGUCCCGUGGGGGGAGGGGGUCAAGGGUCAGCGGGGGCGGGCAUCACAGGUGUGCGCGGCGAGGCUCGGGACAACAAGACACCUGACUCGCCUCAUUACGGAAUAUUGUAUAUUUAAAAAUAACAACUGUAACGCGGUAUCAUGAGCUUGGUAUUGUAUAUUGGAGUCUCGAAAUGUGUUACUUGAUCAUGGAAAGUUUAUUUGACAGUAUAUAAUUAAACUAAAAUAAUCAA
Molecule: messenger RNA, 11896 nt
Organism: Eriocheir sinensis (Chinese mitten crab)
Lineage: Eukaryota; Metazoa; Arthropoda; Malacostraca; Decapoda; Varunidae
Gene: Gapvd1
Product: GTPase-activating protein and VPS9 domain-containing protein 1-like
Exons: 21
Coding region: 363-5105 (1580 amino acids)
Biological process (GO): vesicle-mediated transport; regulation of GTPase activity
Cellular component (GO): endocytic vesicle; cytosol
Molecular function (GO): guanyl-nucleotide exchange factor activity; small GTPase binding
Source: RefSeq, a predicted model, not a curated record